Rotaria sordida is the source of this 492-nucleotide messenger RNA. NCBI's taxonomy places the organism in Eukaryota, Metazoa, Rotifera, Eurotatoria, Philodinida, Philodinidae. The record is from the annotation of a GenBank genome assembly.
AUGGAAGUUCGAAAACUUAAACACGUUAUCAAAGAACGUGCAAAAAAUGAAACUACUCCUGUUCCAAAAAUAUAUGAUGAAGAAACAGCGAGAUUUUGUUUAACAUCAUUGGCUAUUGCUAUCGUUCCAUUACAAAGAAAAAUAAGUAUUCGAAUUUUUGUUCUCCUCUUUCUGAAAGAAAUAAUUUUUAAAGAUAGUUCAUUGAAUAAAGCAAGACAUCUUCAAACACCUGUAAUACCGAAUUCUCAAAUUUUUGAUAUACCUGAUGCUUAUACAAAACCACUAAAAGGAGAAGAAAACAGGUUUAAUCAUUUGAUGAUUCAAAUGAAAGCCAGUCUUUCAAUUCGACCAAAAACUGCUAAAACACGAGCUAUACAACAAAGACUUGAUACUUUAUAUUCACGGUAUAACAAUAGUGAAAUUGGUGCGAUGAAACUUUUUGAUGGACUAUCGUAUGUCGUGGCUAAAAAAAUAUCAUCAAAAAAGAAGUAA